Molecule: messenger RNA, 1388 nt
Organism: Punica granatum (pomegranate)
Lineage: Eukaryota; Viridiplantae; Streptophyta; Magnoliopsida; Myrtales; Lythraceae
Source: RefSeq, a predicted model, not a curated record
GAUGCUUUUGACUGAUCUCUUCAUGCACUGCUUGCUAAAUCUCCCUCUGGAUGUGGGUUUUCUGUGCUUGCUGAGCUCGUUGACUGUUAAUCCCGUCUUCCUUUCAAGCUGGGGUCUCUGUCUCUCUCCUUUUCUGGAUGGGUCAUCUCUGAUGAGCUGAUCCAGAUCUGUUGCACUGCCCCUUCUCAUUCAUGUAGAGAAUUGUUGAGCAUUCCGCGUCGACUGUGCAUGGAAUGAAAAGGAGCAGAGACUGCAGUGUUUUGCUUUUUUCCAGCUGUUGCUUUCACUUUUGACUUCUGGUCUUCUGAGAAGCUUCACAAUAAUGUACUCAGAAUUUGAGGAACUGCUGAGACCAUCAGCCCGGAAAUUUAUUUGCCUGAAAAUGGAGUUUCCUCCAGUUCUCAUGAUUAGCACUUUGGCUCUUGUGCUGUUAUGUUCUCCAUCGGCGUAUGCCCAAAGAGUCUCGCCUCCAUCACCGGCUUCCCUAAUCCCGACCCCAGCCCCGGCUCCUGGCCCCAAUCACGUGAACCUCACCUACCUCCUCACUUAUGCGGGCCCGUUCAAAACCUUUCUGGGUUAUCUCGAGUCCACCAAGGUAAUCUCCACCUUCCAGGACCGAGCCAACAGCUCGGAGGACGGGAUCACAAUCUUUGUCCCGAAGGACCAAGCCUUCUCGUCCCUCAAGUCCCCGUCCCUCUCGAACCUCACCGCAGACCAGCUAAAGUCCCUCUGUCUCUUCCAUGCAUUGCCCCGCUUCUACAGCCUGUCAGACUUCAAGAAUGUGAGCCAGAUGAACCCCCUCGGGACGCUCGCGGGAGGGCAGUAUACCUUGAACUUCACUGAUGUGUCUGGAACGGUCCACAUUAAUUCAGGUUGGACUGACACAAAGGUUAGCAGCAGCGUCCUUUCCAAUGACCGGGUUGCUGUGUACCAAGUUGAUAGGGUCCUCCUCCCCAUUGCGAUCUUUGGGACUGAUAUUCCACCUGCAGCAGCCCCAGCUCCAGCCCCUGUAGUGGCUGCUAGCCCACCAGAGGCGGAUGCUCCCUCUGGGGUUGCCGAUAACAAUGGGCCAUCUCCAGCUGCUUCCAGACCUAAUUCUUCCUGUAGGAUUGCUGGUUUGAGCGGUUUGGGUGGCUUGCUCCUGGCAGCUUCUACUAUGCUGGCUUUUUUAUUGUAAUGAAGGUUUAGAACUUAAUCAGGUCGAGGGUAGAUUCAUUUAUUUAUCAUUUCGUUCGAUUGCUUUAUUCAGACACAUUAGCUUUAUGUCAGAUUCAUGUGUUAUUGCCUUGGUGUUGUUUGUGAGGACAUGGAUUAUAUUUGAUAUUCCCAUUCUUAUUGUAAGACCUUGUUGUUCGACUCGUGAUAUUUACAUACCCGAUUCUGGUCCA